CGGUAACGGCAACGGCCUGUACAACUUUAAGACGCCUUGGUUAAUAUCAUGGCGCUGCUUCCUCGGUGGGAGAUAUGUAAACACACCUUGUCGGCGGUACUUCCGAUUCUCAAACGCCAAUAAACCACGUCGUAUUACAGGCUGCAUCGUAUGCAGAGGGAAAGAGAAAAAUUGUCUUCGGGAGUGGCAUAUGGCCAUACAUGGCCAAUGUAGAACGCAUGCCAAUAUAUGUAUAUACGAACAAGAGGAAGUCAUAGCAGGAUGUAGGCGCUACGAUGAGAAAGGAUAUUGUAAAUCAUCGAGAAAGAAAGAAAAAUAUAUUAACUAUCUUCCUUCCUUUUUUUCCUGCUCAUUUUCACCGUGUCAAAAGGACUUGAAACUUUAUCCAAUGAGACUUCGUCUCGUUGAGGAUUCUUCGUCUUCUUCGCGUAUUCUGAUGCGAACUGCCGCAACACCUUUAAAUCAGCGUACCGAGUUAACGCGUCAUUCCAGAGAUACGAUCGUCUUGAUUAUUGAGAUUUUUUUCGAUCAGAACGGUAAUAUCAGUGCGAUUGUAUCACAUCAGUGAUUUUAAGGUACGGGUCUUUGACACGCGACGACCCUUUACUACAUCGAGAUUCCUGGUCAAGUUUAGGACACGCUUCUGCUCACUUACAUUAAAUAAGACUCUUGCUGAUGGGAUGGAGUAACUUGGGGAGACUAGUUCUCACAAGGUGGAAUUCACGACACGUGUCCGAGGGGGAAUGCUCCAAAUUACCUCCUCCUGGUUCAUUUAUCUUUUUUUACUUUUUUACUUUCAUUUAUCUAAACACCGUGGAUUAUUAUACCAGUCAACACAGUCCGUAGCGCCUAUAAUUACUGGGCUAAUCGAGUAAUACGUAUCCUAACUCCAGGAAUAAUUUAUCUUAGACAUUUUUACUUCAAGAUUAAUAGUCUGCAUCUGCCUUACAGUGACCUGGUCCUUACAAUCAUUCAUGACCAAGUGCUGAGUACAGUACAUGCUCCAAACCAUGAGAUGGAAUGGACGAAUAAGUAAGCAAAGUUCAAUCU
This is a messenger RNA of Cephus cinctus (wheat stem sawfly), 1050 nucleotides long. RefSeq lists its product as uncharacterized. The coding region runs from base 191 to 568 and encodes 125 amino acids. NCBI's taxonomy places the organism in Eukaryota, Metazoa, Arthropoda, Insecta, Hymenoptera, Cephidae. The record is from RefSeq and is a predicted model, not a curated record. The transcript has 3 exons.